CUUAACGCAUGCGCAUUCGCACCAAGCACCUGUGUCGGAAAUCACGAAGUACUAGCAGGAACAAAGAUUUUUAUCUUCCAAUUUCAGGAUUUCUGCGCUUAAACAGACAGUGACAUAACACAAAAUGGAUGAUGAUGAUGAAGAUAUUCACUACUGCCUCAUAUGCAACAAAACUGUGUCCGGGCUUGUUAAUUAUAUAAACCAUAAAAAGAAUGAGUGUCCUGGAAGGAAGAGCAAAGUUAAGCCGGAUACCAGUUUACAAAAUACAGUCAGCAUUGAUGGACCUGAUAAAUUUGAGAACCAGUCCUUUCCAGAUUUGAGUAAACAAGAUGAACAACACUUGAACCAGUCUUAUCAAACAGACAGUUAUGGUGCUUUUACUACAACCAGUCCAAGUUCUGCCUUUCAUGAUCAAAGCUCUUUUUUAAGCUCUGGAACAAUUGUUACAGCUGAUAAUCAACUUGAGACAACCCCUGAUGAUUAUAAGAACAUUUUGACUUGUACAACACAAACAACCAAUCAAGAGAGUAUUUUCAUUUCAACACAGUUGAACUUACCUGAUACGUCUGUUGUAACCAUAGAUACUAAUACCUUAUCUUGUAGUCUCAGUCCAAUAUUCUCAACAGCCGGGAAUACAAGAGGUUCAUAUUUACCAUCACUCACUGAAGAUUUCGGUCUGCUAAGCGCAAGUGUCUCUGGAAACAGAAACAAUAUCCCUGUCCAAGGACAUUUCAAGCCUGAAGGUCAUCAUAAGGUCAAGGUCAAUGAAUUACCAAAUGAAGAUCAAAUUACUAAAGGAGACUGUGACCAAGUAGAUGAUUUCUUUCAAUCACUGGAACUUAUGAGCAAAUCUGAUCCAAGAGCGGACAAGAGUUCCAACUUCACACAAUUACCUAUAUCUAAUAUACUGAAUAACCUUACAUUCAGUGAUGAUGAGGAUUUGGGUUUUGAUUUUGGGGAUGACAUGUCUCUGGAUAGUUUAUCUGAUGGUGAGGAUGUUAGAGCGCCACCUGGUAAUCAUACUGGUGGCAAGUGGAAACCUGGAGAAAAACCUUUGGCAUAUAGGAAAUACAGACAUGGGUAUCGUGGGAAGUGGCCGCCAGGUGAAAGACCCCCUCAAACGGCUAUACGAGGUAGGCGAGGCCCACUAAGCAGGGGGAAGAACAUCGCCCUCAUACCAGGACAUAAACCUAGGCAUAUUAAGAAAGACAAGAAAGCUGCAAACAAAAGUGCAGGAAACAAGAUUUUUAUCUGUAAUUUUUGUAACAUUACAUUUGUGAAUCGUUUUCAAUAUUCCAAUCAUUGUGGCUCAAAACUCCAUAAAGAAAAUGUUUUUGGUAACAGAGAUAAUCUUGAACAAAAUCCUGAAAAUGAUAGUAAAACUGUUGUUGAUGCUGAGCCAGAAUUGGAAAGUCAGCAAAAUUUGAGUCAUGAUGAAGUUAUUGGAGAAGACAGGGAAGAAGAUGUAAAAGAUGAUGAAGAUAGUCAUCUAACAGAUGAGUACUUUGAUGAACAUAAUGAUAAGAUGAAUAUUGAUGAUAUAGAAAAAGACAAAUCAACAAAUAUAAAUGACACAGAUUCAAAAGAGGAAAUGAAAUAUGUAGAGGUGGCAGUUCAGCUUCAUAUUUGUACUGUGUGUGAUAAAAAGUUUCAUAAUAAGUACAUGUUAGCACGACAUCUUUUGACGAAGUUUCAUAGCAACCGUUCAUUAGCCGAUAAAGAAGGUCACAAUGAGUUAGUUAAAAAAUAUCACAAGUGUAUUGUUCGUCUAAGUCCAUUCCAGUGCAGUAUAUGUCGCUUUUAUUUCAAUAGUAAUGAAGAUUUUGUAAAGCAUUUGAAAAGUGAAGAUCAUAAGGAAAAUUGUGAAGAUCUUGUAGGGGAGAUACAGUGCACGCUUUGUCAUUUUAAGACUCACUCAAGAGAAGAAAUUGCUGAACAUUUUGAUUCCACUGAACAUAUCGAAAAAAUCGGAAAACGCAACAAAAUUUGUAUCAUUAAAGAAUGUCAUGCAGGUUGCAUUUGCAAGUUCUGUGGACUAAAGAUGCACUCUUAUGAGCGUUUACAGAGGCAUAUUAAACUGAAACAUGCUGAUGGCAAAGUUGUUACAGGAGUUCUAAAGAGGGAGAUAGGUGUGAGGAACAGACCAAAAUGUGCUGAAUGUAAUUACCAAUCAUCCUCAAUAAGUUCGCUGUUGAUUCAUAUGCGACGUCGGCAUCUGGCAGAAAAGCCAUACAAGUGCGACAUUUGUUGCAGAGCCUUUGCUGACAAACAUAGCUACAAAUUGCAUCUGAAAUCUGCACUGCACAACCGUAACAAGCUGAAAUUUGAAUCAAAUGAAGCUGAAAAAAAAGAAAGUGAAAGAACAGAAAAUGAAAUAAAAACAAGAAAAGAUGAAAGUGAUAGAGAAGAACCUAAAGAUUUAGACAAUGUUAGGAAAGAAACAUCAGGAGAUGAAGGUGAUAAUUCAAAAUCUUCACAAGUACAGAUUGAUGAAUUGGAUGUACGUCAAGAGUACUUUGAGGGAGAUAACCUUCACCUUGUCACUGACCUUGAUAGCAGUACUGGUAAAGAAUGGGGGUCAAGGACAACAGAAAGAAAGAAAAGAGAACGGAGGUCAAGGAAAAAGGCAGAUCCAUAUGGAUAUUCUCCAAAAGAUAAAAAGAGUAUUAAGUGUAAUCAUUGCUCUUUUACUGUGACAGAUUAUGAUGAUUUAAGACCACAUUACAUGAAGGAACAUUCAGCUAAAAUCAGAAUUUGUGAGCUUUGUGAUACAGUUUUCUUGUCAGAAAAAGCAUUAAAGUUACAUGUGUUGAGUAAAGAACAUCAAGCUAAUAUUGAAUUGUCUGGGGAUACUAAAACAAGUACUGAUCAAUAUUUUCAGUGUGAUGUGUGUAAAAAGAAAUUCACUGAUGAGAAAUACUGUAAGUUCCAUACAGCUUAUCAGCACUUUCACAGUACAACAGAACAAGAAGUAUAUAAGCAGAACGGUUAUAAAAGUAUUACAAGAGAGAAGUUUGCGGGUUUUCUUAAAACAGUAGAAAAUGUUGGCUAUAAAGAACAAUUGCAGUGUCCAGAAUGCGAUACAGUUAUCAAGAAGAAUAACUUGAUGGUUCACUUGAGAAAUCAUACUGAUGAAAGGCCAUUUCUCUGCAAAAUUUGUCCAAAUACCUUCAAAUCAAAUUACACACUUCGUAAACAUUUGCUGAAGCAUUUUGGUUGCUUGGAGAGAAAUUGUGACAUUUGUGGUAAGCAUUUCAACAAGCCGUCUAACUAUGAAGAGCAUAUGGAGCUUCAUGCUUUACAGAAAGCUAAUAAAGAAAAGUCUCACAUAUGUGAUGUUUGUGGUCAGGCAUUUUAUGUUGAGAAGCAGUUAGCCGUUCAUUUACGUAGACAUCGAACGAAGGAUAUGAAAUGUGACCACCCUGGUUGUCAUUGGAAAUUUGCGUUUAGGCACGAGUUGAAUGCACAUAGACGCACCCAUAACAAUGAAAGGAAAUAUUUGUGUGACACAUGUGGAUUUGCUGCAUUUGAAAAGUAUCAUCUACGAAGGCAUGAAAAAAUUCAUAAGAAUGAACGGAAGUUUCACUGUGAAUAUUGCACGUACAAGGCUGGUAACAGAACGCAUUUAAAACGCCAUAUGAGGAUUCAUAUUGGUUCGAAACCCUUUAAAUGUCCAUACUGUAGUUUUGCCUGUAAUACACACGAAAACAUAAGAAAACACAUUUUAGAAACAAAAAAGCAUGAGGGUUUAAAAGUUUAUCCAUGCAAGUUUUGUGAUUUUGGGACCAACGUAAGUAAAGAGUUUAGAGGUCAUUUGAUGUCCAAUCACCCGAAAGAGUCUGAUGAUGGUGCUAGACAGAUGCCCCUUUCCGUGUUUACCGGACUCUUCCAGAAGCAGGAAGAUAUCGACAAACCUGCCGAGGGAACGAAAGUUCUUCCCUGCAAGGAAAGAAAAAUAAAGAAAAAACCAAGUGGAAAAUUGAAUGAAGUCUCAGUGAGCGAUCAUGAUGACUGGACAGGAAGGAAUCGGCCUGGCGUCAAGAAAGAAAAAGGAAAAAGGAAAUUUGAAACUUCUGACCAUGUUAUGGAAAACCAGGAAGUUCAUCAUGCAUAUGAUUUAUCAAUGAAGGAUAGGAGAAUGUCUUUUCAACAACCAGAUAUUGUCAAGAAUGAUUUUGACCAAAUGACUCAACCUUAUUCAACAGGUUUAGUUCUGCAAAGGCAAACACCAUCUCCUAGUUCAACAUAUGUAACGAACAUUUCAGAGCCUUACCAAAGAUAUCAAGGACUUGUAAACGCGCAUAUUGGUGUAAGUGCAAGUGCCCAGCUUGGUGUGAAUUCAGCUCUUGACCUUGGAAUAAGACAUGUUCAGCAGGGUUCCCAACAAGUUCAAAACCCAGUAUCUGGUUUACCUGGACAAUACCAUGAGCAGGAAUUUAUGAAAGCAAACCAAGAAGAAAUUAUGCAGUACCAUGAUUAUUCUAACAAGUUUGGAUUGUCAAGGAAUAGAGAAGAUACAGAAUCAGGCAACCUAGUAAUUGACCUGAACUUCCAGUCACAUCAAUGAGAAGAAAUAAAAUUCUUUAUCAGAUACCAGUGCCGAUUUUGCAAGUCCGUAAAAGUGCAUGGCAGUGCAUAUAUUUUGAUGUGACAUCAUUUGUGUUACACAAACAUAGUGUAAAGACGCGCUAAAUGAUAGCGUUACACAAUAGGCGCGUCAAUGAAAAAUUAUUCUUUUGCUUUUUAAAUAACAUAUAUUAUAUUUGUGUAGGUGUAUUACUGAAUUUAAUGAACUUGUUGAAUUAAAUAAUAUUUUGCUGGCUAUAGGCUCACUUAAUAUAAUAUUAUUCAACUUGUUCAAUAAAUUCGGUUUUGAACCUACAUUUAUUCAAUAUUCUCAAUUUACAUGUAUUUGCACUUAGCUAUAAUAACAUACAUAUGUGAUCAUACCAACUUUCAUGUGGAGCACAUCCAUGCCAUCUGACCAGGGUCUGCCUACUUAGCUGAAUAGGGAGAGCAUCAGAUUGGUAAUCAAGGGGAAGCUGGUUCUAUCCUUGAGGAAUAUUCUCUGUGACAAUUGAAGUCAAACAUGAAAAAUGUGUUAAAAUCAGCAUAAAAAACAGACAAUAACCAACAAAACCCAGGGUCUGUACUGUUGACUGCUCAACUUAGGAACUUUGAUUUUGAAAUGCGCUAAACUUUGAAUGGACUGCUCCUGUACAAAAAGCAAGGCAAGUUGAUUAUGCAAAUUGAGGAAUUAAGUGUUAAAGAAUGGUAACAGUGUAUUAAAUGUAUUCAAUUUGUUAAUUUUGUACAUUAUGUGAACACUUAAUCAUUGUAUUAAUUAUUUUUGCUUUUAAGAAGUAUAAGAAAAUGCAUGUGUGUCAAAAUAUUUGCCAUCAUUAUCUCAUGAAAAUGUUAGGUCUCUUUAUUUCAAUUAAAAGAAAAUAUCUAAAAAAAAACCUAGGAAUAAGAUUGCAAGGUAUAUCUUUGACAAUUUGGUUAAGCGUAUGAUUUGAUAGUUACAUGCAGACAUAAGGGUAGUACUGGUGUUAGAGCUGUCAUUGAUUAAGUACAAAGCAUAUUGAUGAUACAUUGAUAUCGGAUGACAAAUAUUGGCGAUAUAUCGAUAAAUAUUCCUAAUUUGUAAAUUUUUCUAACAUCAUUUGGUUUAUUGAAGUCAUAUUUGAUGUCAUAUAACGUGUAAGCAUUCCUUUUUUAUGCUAUGCAUAUAUCGUGUAAUAAUGAAUCAAUCUGUUUAAUAGGGAAAAGUGUGAAGCGUCUAAGAAUGUAAAUUUUGUAGUCAUUUGAUCUUCAUUAUUGUUGAUAUACAUUGUAUGUAUUUUUGUUUUUGUCAGAACUUUUGUUGAAACUCAAAAACCAUUAACAUUUUGAUAUAAUUUUAUGGGUUUUUUUCAGUUUGUACAUGUAUAUUGUUAUUUAUUAUUUAUGCAUCAUCAUCUUCUAUACUGUGCGUAGCUUCAUUUUUGUAUUGUGAUUUUGAAAUCCAUAAAACUUUAAACAUACUGUUGUUCUAAAUUUAAAGCUAAGCAAAUCUGAGGGCUUCCAAUAAGUUCCAAAAUAUGGAAGUCAAUUAUAAUAAUUUAUAUAAAUGUAGUUGAAAAACACACCCUUUGCAAGGGAAAGAUAUCAUAAAUAAAUUUUGACUUAAAUCUCAUGCUUCGUCUUAAAAGACCGUUGGAUUAAGCGUUUCCCUUGCACAGUCAUAUAAUACACAUUUGACUGUAUCUUGAAAUUGACUAUAUUAAUUGAAUGAAAGAAUGUAUAUUACAAUUUUUGUCCCCCGCUGUUUCGAAGAAAAAAGGGGGAUAUAGUAAUAGGCUCUGUCCGUCUGUCCGUCCGUCCGUCACACUUUCGUGUCCGGUCCAUAACUUUGUCAUUUAUCAAAGGAAUCUGAAAUAACUUGGCACAAAUGUUUGUUAUAAUAAGACGAUGUGUCAUGCGCAACAAUCAGACCCCUAACUCCAAGGUCAAGGUCACACUUGCUCAUUCAAGGUCAACAUUGUCUAUUUGAUGAUAUAUGUCGUGUCCGGUCCAUAACUUUCUUAUCUAUGAAGGGAUUUUGUAAAUACUUGCCAUAAUUGUUCACAAUAAUCAGACGAUGUGUCAUGCGCAACAACCGGUCACCUACCUCCAAGGUCAAGGUCACACUUGGAGGUCAAAGAUUAACAUAGUCUAUUACAGGGUAUAUUUAGUGUCCAGUCCAUAACAUUUUUAUAGAUCGAAGGAUUUUGUAAAUACUUGCCACAAAUAGUAACAAUAAUGAGACGAUGUGUCAUGCACAACAACCGGUCACCUACCUCAAAGGUGAAGGUCACACUUGGAGGUCAAAGAUUAACAUAGUCUAUUACAGGGUAUAUUUUGUGUCAGGUCCAUAACUUUUUCAUUUAUCAAAGGAAUCUGAAAUAACUUGGCACAAAUGUUUGUUAUAAUAAGACGAUGUGUCAUGCGCAACAACCACACCCCUACCUCCAGGGUCAAGGUCGCACUUGCUCAUUCAAGGUCAACAUUGUCUAUUUGAUGGUAUAUGUUGUGUCCGGUCCAUAACUUUCUUAUCUCUGAAGGGAUUUUGUAAAUACUUGCCACAAUUGUUCACAAUAAUGAGACGAUGUGUCAUGCGCAACAACCGGUCACCUACCUCCAAGGUCAAGGUUACACUUGGAGGUCAAAGAUUAACAUAGUCUAUUACAGGGUAUAUUUUGUGUCCGGUCCAUAUCUUUUUUAUUGAUGAAAGGAUUUUGUAAAUACUUGCCACAAAUAGUCACUAUGAUAAGACAAUGUGUCAUGCACAACACCUGCAUCCCUACCUCCAGGUUCAAGGUCACACUUAGAGGUCAAAUGUCAAAUGUUAACAUAGUCUGUUUUAGGGUAUAUUUUGUACUUCUUCAGGAUUUUGAAAUAACUAGGCACAAAUAGUCACAAUAAUAAGACAAUAUGUCAGGUACAACACCUGCACCCCUACCUCCAAGGUCAAGGUCACACUUAGAGGUCAAAGGUUAACAGAGUCUGUUAUAUGGUUUAUUUUGUGUCCUGUCUAUUACUUCUUCAUAGA
Messenger RNA from Ruditapes philippinarum (Manila clam), 7573 nucleotides. RefSeq lists its product as uncharacterized. Gene Ontology annotation, cellular component: nucleus. The transcript is spliced from 4 exons. Gene Ontology annotation, molecular function: nucleic acid binding; zinc ion binding. Gene Ontology annotation, biological process: regulation of gene expression. The record is from RefSeq and is a predicted model, not a curated record. Bases 125 to 4567 code for a protein of 1480 amino acids. NCBI's taxonomy places the organism in Eukaryota, Metazoa, Mollusca, Bivalvia, Venerida, Veneridae.